UUUAUACUUCCUUUUGUUAUUGUCUCUCUGCCAUAAAUGUCUGCAUAAUACAUCUCUUAUGAUCAUUGUCUAGCUGUGUCUCUUUAUAUGUGCGUGCGUGUUUUUUUUUUUUAUGUUCUUUUUUGCAUACUCUCCCUCUCUCUUUAUCCUUCCCCCUUCCCCGGACUGCUCCUUGAGUGUAUGUGUGCUCACCAGACAUGCCCAUGCCCUGGAGCCAAGAACUGUGAUGUGUUGUUUAGGCUCAAAAAUUCCCUCCCUCCAGAUGUUUCCAACAGACAUUUCAGCACCUAGUGAAAGGGAAGAAACUAUAUGAAAACUGAAUCAAUGCACCUUUCCUGCAUCCGCAGUCCCCAGUGUCAAUAGAGAUUGCUUUUCCCCAGUGUACUCUGGGAUUUGUAGUUUAGCUGAGACUUGUUCUCAGUAACCCCAGAUUCAGGUCACUUGGCUGAAUGAUACACAAACCAUUCAUCUAGUUAUAUUUCUGCCACAUUGAAUAGGCAAUUAUUUCAUGCUUGGACUGGAUGUGUAAGCAUAUUUGCAGUGUUAGAAGAAUUGAUGCGCAGAUAACCUUGAGUAUUUACCAAAUGACCUGCAUUUUGUUUUUGCUAAACAAGAACGUUAGCCUAUGCUAGUUUAUUGAUGUGGUUGAAUGUGGAUGAGUCUUUUAGGGCGAGUUCACCCAAACAAUGAAAUUCUGUCAUGUACUCACCCUCAUAUCAUUCCAAGCCCGUUAUGACUUGGAUUCUUCUGUGGAACACAAAAGGAGAAAUUCUGGAAAACAUUGGUGCUGCUCUUUAACUUUCAUUGUAAGGAAAAUCACCUUUUGUGUUCCUCCUGAAGAAAGAAAGUCAUAGAUGUUUGAAAUUACAUGAAGGUGAGUAAAUAAUAAAAAAGUUUUAUUUUUUAGGGUGAACUAUCCCUUUAAUUUGUCAUUGGUUGUCAGAAGAAGUGAAGAUGAUGUGAAGCUCAGGAGAUGUAAGAAAGAGGAUGAUACUUUACCCACUCACCCCAACUCACAAGCUCUUCAGUUUCCAUGGGAGGAGCAUUGAGAGCAGACACCAUAUCUGUUUUUUCCCCUCCAUUCAUUCAUCCAUAGAUGCACUCAUCUAUUCCCCUCACUCUCUCUAUGCCCCCAUCAUAAAUGUGUGCAUUAGAGAGACCGAGAGAGAGAGAUGCUGGGGCUGUUUGUGCAUGCAUGCACGCUCUCAGAAAUUCAUACAUGACCGACGCUGCAAGAAGAGAGUGAGAGAGACUGGAAGGGAGGGAGGGGGUAAGAACGCAAAGGGAGAUGGAAACCGGAAUUAGCACUAGCAUCAUAGAGAGAGAGAGAGAGAGAGAGAGCGCGUGAGCACAGAGGAGAGGAGGGUAGAGGACAGUCAGCUGCAUUGCUCCUCACACACAUAGACAGAGGUGGAGAGAGGUGAGGAUGAGAGACUGUGGAGGAAUGAGAGGAAAACAAAAGGAAACCGCUGUGCCCUUCAUUAGAAGUGAGGGAGGAAGAUUCUGCUGCUAAACAAGGGAGGAAGGAGAGCCAACGUGACUGAUUUGAAAGACAAAAGAAGAAAUGGAUAAAAGAGAGAAUUUUUUUUUUCAGGGAGGGGACUGAGCGAGAGAGCUAGCGAGUGAGGGAAGAGGUGGAUUGUCUGGCACCAUAUAAAUAUUAACAUGAUUAUGAUUUGAUCGUGCAGGAUCAUUUUUAGCCUGAAUCUGACUACAGAUGGACUCUCAGCCCGUCUCUCUUUUGUAAUUCAAGGAAACGUUUCUCAAACGUUCUGCAACAACAGAUGAACUUGAACUGCACAGUGAGGGGAAGAAAAAAAACUCUUUAAACUCUUUGAAAGAUUUCACUUUUUGAUGUCAAUUUAUGAACUCUUCAAGAUAUUUUUAGGAGAUAGUAAUGUCUUAUUGACAAAUCAUUCUUCGUGUUUCUUAACUGUUAUGCAGACAAAAAUCAGGUUCUUUUUAUGCAAAACCUUUAGAUGUCUUUAUUUGUAGUGUAAUUCAGGUGCUUUCAUAGAUCUCCCGAUCAGGGAUCAGGUGUUUGCGAGUCCUGCUGUCUUUAUCUGGAAGUAUGAGUACGAGUAUGUCCGUGAUUGUGUGCAUGCACGCUUGAGCAAUAUUUGAUUUCCUCAUUGGAGCAGUGCCACGACUGCGCUCUGUGUGUGUGUGUGUGUGUGUGUGUGUGUGUGUGUGUGUGUGUGUGUGUGUGUGUGUGUGUGUGUGUGUGUGUGUGUGUGUGUGUGUGUGUGUGUGUGUGUGUGUGUGUGUGUGUGUCUGGUGCUCUUUGCGUUGGGAUGUCAACACUUAUUACCUUUGCAGUAUUGGUGGCAGUGGUUAAACUUUCCUGUCCUGUGCCAGUGUUUUCUGCAGGCCAUUGAUUCUCAGUGGCUCAGACUGCCCUUUGUUGCAGUGAUUCAGAACCGAGCUCUCCAGGAGUUUCCGAACCGUCUGAUUGGACUGCGAGAGAGACGGCAGGUUUUAUGUUGGCAAAACUUGUCUGCUUUUGUUUGGGUUCUGUCGCGACUCUGUCUCGCACGAUUUCUCCACAGUCUGUUACCAUGGCAACAGUCCAGUUGCCAUGUAAAGUUCAAAUGCUUGGGGAUGCAUAACAUCAGUGUUAGUGCAUUGCAGCAUCCAAAGUUACAGUUUCAGCUGGACUUAAAGUUUAAUCUCAUAUAGCACAUAUUAGGAGGGAGUUGUAUCUUAAGACCUUACCAGGUUUCAAGGUGCUCAAUCUUUCGUUCAUUCAGUCUUUUUAUAUAUCAAAAAUAUACUUUGUAGAAUCACAUAAGACAUUGGCUGCAAUUAAUUAAAGCUUUAGUGCAUCUGUGGUCCUAUUUAUCAUAUCUUUUGACUGAUGCCUGCAUGUCAUCCUAUGCUACUGUAGUUAAAAAUUGAUUUAUGGUUCCACACAGUUUAUAUCUUUGUUACUGCAUUGUAUUAUUGUCUUGUUGAAAGCGAUGUAGUUAAACUCAGGUUUUGCUGUGUCAGUCACUCUGUGUUGGAACCAAUGUCACUUUUGCAUUAAUCAGAAACACACAGAUGCACUGUUGUCCAGGCAUUAAGCAAGUUUACAUGGACAAUCUUUUACCAAUUAUGCGUAAUAAUGCAUAAAAUGAUGUAAACGCCUUAAACAGUGUUCUUUAAUCAGGUAAGGUCAUAAAGGUUUAAGCAAAAGCCAGUCGGACAACCACGUUGAUUUUUGCCCACCACCUUGAUUUUGCAUUGCAUGUGACCACCUUUACCGCAUUAUUACGGUACCUGCUUAUCCAAUGUGUGCAGGUGUUGUGUGCAUGCCUUUUUAUGUUUUGAAUUGAUUUCAAAUUUCACGAAACAUGAUUUUCUUGCUUUGUCUGAUUUGUAAAUGCACUAAAAGCACUCCGUGUUAAAAAGACAAUCUCUAUCUGUGGCUAUUGGUUACUGUUUAAUUGCUUUUUAUUUAACUUACUUAAAAACAGGGACCCUGACCUCUCUUUAGUUGUACUGCAGCCAAUGUUGGUUUGGCAACAACUCUUUUACUCAAAUCACGUUUACUCAAUUCUAAAGCAAAUCAUCAUAUCCAAUCAGGGAUUCUGCCAUUAUCUUCACGGACAGGUGCUACACUCGAACUAGGUUUCCAUUGGUCUGUUUUACUGCUUUUAAAACAUUGUUCUCUAUACUGCUACUGAUAUUAUUUAAAUGUUUUAUAGUGUGCUUGUUUGGAUGUCUACUUUUUACUUCUCUGUACUAGUUCUCUAAACACUGUGCAACUUCUGUGCCAUGUUGAGGUCAGCAACAAGGUCAUGGCACGAUAAACAACUUUAUAAUACAGCCUUGUACACUUCUGUUUGAGCACCCAGUCAAAUGCUGUUUGGACUAUACUGACUACAGCGAGCUCUGCAGUACUAAGAUACAUAAUCUGUGCCAUGUCAUUGUAAUCACUUGUGCAGUUUAUGAACUUGCAACGAGGGCCUCUGUGAAGACUACUUAUAGCAGGCAAGUUAACCUACCUUAAUUCUUUAUCAACUUUAAGGGUCCUAGCUCAUCUGGCCCGAUAGAACUGCAAUGAGAAAGUGUAGCUUUAUCAAUGCAGUUCAGUGCUCUUAAAUCGCAGGGCCCCAGGGUGCUGUUUUACUCCAGCUGAGAUGAUAGACAAACCCUGUCUUUGACUGCCAGUCACAUCUAAUGGGCUUUGCUGGGAUGGCUUGGAGAUCUUGCAUAUGUACAUUUGAAGGCGAGAUACGUUGUCUUUAUGCAGGCCCAAGGCUUCUUUGAGGUCAAAAACUGGUGCUAUAGAGAAAAAACAAUCAAUUUACUUAAGAACAUCUGAAAAAAUAACAACAAAAGCUUGAAGUAUUUCUGUGGUUGCUGAGAUGGAAUAUAUGCAGUAUAACACAUUGUACAUAGAACCAGACAAAUGUGGGACUUGGUCCAAGGCUGGUUAAAGUGUUCCAAACAGUGCAGACUUAUAUUCUCUGAAAAGCUCUAGAAAUGAUUAUCAUUUGAGAGGUUCAAAGUAACCUUGCAUAUAUUGGUCUGAAAGCUCAGAACCGUUAGAGGUUACAAGACUGUUGCCUCUCUACAGAUUGUAAAGUGCUUUACACUGGGGAUGCGCAUUGGUAUGGUUCAGUUUAAUAUGACUUUACUAAUUGACGUUUAGAGUAGGUUUUUACUCAGGUAACAGAUCUAUAAAGCGCUGCUCCAUCCCAGACUGUUUGCCUGAUUUUGAGGUGUCAUUUAGGGUAAUGAGCGAGUGAUUGAUUUUUCAUUCAGCCUCUAAUGAGCGCUUGUAUCAAUGGAUCUCUGGAGGCGCUACUUCAGAUUUGGCCAGUUGGGUCUCAUUAUCGUCAUCCUGACUGUGCUGAAACGUGUUUCUUUUGGAACAUCAUAGUGGCCCCUGUGGCUGGAUUGUCACACCUCAACUUCUCAGAUCACACCAAACUCAAACUAUCAGUGGUUUUCUAAAUGGUGCUCAAACCCAUAUUAUCUUCUAUACAGCCAUAUUUAACCAAUCUUGUCUCUACAAUUUUGAAUUAACGGUUUCAGGGCUUUCCGAGUCUAGUUUGUCUUUUUCUAAAUCAUAUUUCUACAAGCUGUUCUUUAUCAGGGUCAUUUACCUAUUUAUAUAAUCUGAAAUUAUUUCAUUUCUGACUUUCACAGUAAGCACGUUUACAUGCACGAUCUUGCACCCAUUAAUAUACCAAUCAACUGGCCAUUACCCUGAUUUUGCUGUGCAUGUAAACACCCACGUUUUUUCCGGCUUAUCAAAUGUGUGCAAAGUGUUGUCCUGUUUACGUUUUGAUGUCAUAAGCAGAGAAUAACCAGAUUUGUUCAAGUCUAGUGUUAACGCAACUUUCUUGCUUUGUCAGAUUUUUUUUUAAUCAACCGAUUUUUAGUUAUUAUCUGCAUAUUGGUGUACAUGUAAACAGACACACUGGAAAUUCGAUUCAGUUGAAUUAUUGUGUGACUGAUUUGAAGAUUACGAAGAGGCUCAGGUGUUUAUUCUUAAAGAAAGAUAGAAGUAACAGGACAGCCUGGAGAACGGGAAAGAAGACGUGGGAGGGGGAGAGGGGUCACGAGAGAUUAUCUGGAAGAAGAGAGCGAGUGUGUUGGAGAGGGAGAGAGAGCACAAGCGGCAGAGGUUGGAGGAGGAGAGGAGGAACUCUGACGAAUACACAGUGUGGAGGCUGAGGGAGGGCUUCCAGGAGAGGAGGGAGGAUAGACUGAAAGAGAGUGCAGAGGGUGGGAAAGAAGUGCAGCCAGAAGUGAUCUGGAAAAGAAGAGAGGAAGAGGAGGAGAAAGACAGGGAUAGGUGUCGGCUUGGUGACAAAAGUCCCAAAAUCAUCUGGAGGAGGAGGGAAAGAGAGUGACUGGAAAAGAAAGUUAUUAAAAUAAUCAUUGUGAUGUAUACUGUAGAGUCAUAUCCUUCUACAUUUAUUAAUGUGGAAGGGACAAUGAAACCUUAAUGGUUGAAGUUAACUUAAUAUUGUAUUUUUGUGUAACAAAUUUACAUAGUUUGAGAAUAAACAACCUGCUGUAGUACAGCUGUGAAUCUGCGUUCACAGGAUCAGUACUUCAGCUUUUUCCAUCCAUCUGUUCCCACUUCCUCUCACUCUCUAUCGAUCUGUCUGUCUGACGGAAGCCUCCUCUCUCUGAACCUCAGCUGCAGCUAAUAGGCUUUUUAUGGGACUCUGUCAGAGCUACCAGAGUGGAGCCCAGCAAAUGCAAAGAUAGACUAACACACAUACACACUCGUAUAUGUUCAAAAACCAUACCACAUCUUUCUCAAACAUACCAAGACAGAAUUAAUCUGGAGCACUGAAUAUACAAAUAUACCAAUAAUUUAAUGACAAUCAUACAAUGAAUUAUGCUUGACAAUUUGACCCUAAGAAGCUCUAUGCAGACCUAAGAUUUGAUGCAAACUCUUCUAAACUCUGUAUGACAAACAGCAGCUUGGACGUCUCUGUGAUCUAAGCUGAAGCUCCUCAGAUGAACACUUCUUUACUGCAUUGGUCUUUUCAUCCUUUUUGUGACACUUAAGGACUGAGCUGUCGGCACUCAUUUCACUUUCAUUUCGUGGGUGUGAUAAUGAAGGAAUCAGUGGAUGGAGAGAAAAAGAGGACUAUAAAACAUAAGGGGAGACAAGCUAUUGAUUUGAUAGAGAGACGUGGAGAAAUAUAAAGAGAACAUAAGGAGGUUUAGUGGACACGGAGACUGUGGUCAGACAUGGAACUUGUCCCAAAAACCAAAUACACGCCCUUUAGGAGCGACUCCUUUAGCUCGACAGACGAGACGGCGUCCAAUCCCUCCCUCCCAUCUUCUGCUCCUCUCACCCCUCUCACACCUCCUGGCAUCCCUCCUUCUCUCUCUUCCUCCUCUCUCACCCCAAUCCUCCCCCCUUCCUCUCCACGGCAGGCUGAGAACAGCCCCACCACUCUCUGCUCCUUCUUCCCCAGGAUGGGGGCCCUGCGGCUGGGCGUGUCUUCCAAUUUGCUCCCAGGCCUAAAGGCCUCCAGCAGGCUGGCAAGAGUGGCAGGCAGUCAAGGUUUGAGGGAGUCUCCAGAAGACAGCGGUACCUCUUCCGCCAGCUCUUCUCCUCCUCUCAUUUCUCUAACAGCCCCAUUUCCUCCUCCUCGUCCCCCACAGGAUAUGAACCGGCUGGGCGGGGCCUCGCGGAGGGCCCGUGUGGAGGGGGGCCAGCUCGGCGGAGACGAGUGGACACGGCAAGGCUCCUUUGUCAACAAACCCAUACGAGGCUGGCUGCACUCAGACAAUGUGGUCAGCACCACCGGUGUCUCUUACACAGUCAGGUAUAUGGGCUGCGUGGAAGUGCUGCAGUCAAUGAGGGCACUGGACUUUAACACCAGAACUCAGGUUACCAGGGAGGCUAUAUCAAUGGUAUGUGAGGCAGUGCCAGGUGCCAAAGGUGCUCAACGCAGGAGAAAGCCCUCCUCUCGUUGUCUCUCAUCCAUCUUAGGGAAGAGUAAUCUCCAGUUUGCUGGAAUGACAAUCAACCUCACUGUGUCGACCAGCAGCCUGAACCUACUGGCAGCUGACUGUAAACAGGACACAGCAGAGUAUGUAGCCUACGUCGCCAAAGACCCUGUCAAUCAAAGAGCAUGUCAUAUCCUGGAGUGCUCAGAGGGCUUGGCUCAGGAGGUCAUCAGCACCAUUGGUCAGGCAUUUGAGCUCCGCUUCAAACAGUACCUGAAGAACCCCCCUAAACUGGUUGCCCCUCACGAUCGGAUGGCUCCAUUUGAUGGGUCAGCCUGGGAGGAAGAGGAAGAGGAUCUGGCUCCACCUCCAGAGGUUCCGUAUUACAAUAACUUUCCCGGCAAACAUCCUCCUCCUGGAGGCUUGAUUGACAUGAGGGCCCGUCCUGGACACAGUACAGGAGCCACAUUGCCCUAUGGACAGCCCAGCCAGAAUGACAUUCACAAGCAGCCUCUACCUCCUCUACCAGUGGGUGUAAAGGAGGGUGGCUUGUUUGAUGACCCCUCAUAUGUCAAUGUGGAUAAACCCCACCUCCCAGCGGCAUCAGCAGCUAAUGGAAACACUCACCGAGAUGCAUUUGACAUGAAGCCAUUUGAUGACGCUUUAGGUGUGUCAGGUGCAGUGGCGCCCCCUAUGGCAGAACAGCUGCAGAACGAGCCCUGGUUCCACGGGCCUCUCAGCCGUAGACAGGCCGAAAGGCUUCUGACCAAGGAUGGAGAUUUCCUUGUGCGGGAGUCAGGCACCACACCAGGCCAGUACGUCCUCACAGGACAGCAGGGUGGUCAAGCCAAACACCUUCUUCUGGUGGAUCCAGAGGGAGUGGUGCGCACCAAAGACCACCGGUUUGAGAGUGUUAGUCACUUGAUUAGCUAUCAUAUGGACAACAGGCUGCCAAUCAUCUCAGCAGGAAGUGAGGUGUGUCUGCAGCAGCCAGUCGAGCGCCAAGUUUGAGAGAAACAUUUGGAUUUUUCUCCAUCAGAAAAAAACUCCUCCCUUUCCACUUUUUUGCCAGACUCUAUUAGAGAAUAACUUUUUAAACUGGGAGUGUAAGCUAAUCAUAUCUUCAUAGAAAAGCAGAAACGUACAAUUAAGUAUUGCUUCAACCACCGAUCAUAACAUUUCAAAGUGAUGCAAUCAUUAUACUCAAAGACUAAUGACAUGCAAAUCAUUUGAAAAGGGGAUUAUAAAAAGCCAAACUCAAAUGGGAAAGAGAAAGCAUCUUAAAGAGAAAAAAACAGAUGUGUAAUGGAUGUGACAUCACUUCCUUAACACAAUAUCAUGUCUUGAAUUAAGACUGGGGUGCACAUGUAACCAUGGCAACAGGCUUGGGCAUUCUUGGAAUCUAAGGUUGAUCUGAAUGAACUAAAAUCAAAGCACCUUUGUAGCACUCUAAAGAUUGGGAGUUCACAUCCUGUGCAGUGGACGAAAUCCAAAUACUCGACUGUUUCAAACAGAUUAAUAGUUUCAAAGAGCUGUUUUGUUUUCAAGCGUACAGUAUGCUGCAGUCUGUUUACAAAUCCCCUGCACUAUCCUGUUACAAGCUGUGGUCUCAAGACUGUUUGAUGAAUAUGCAAAACUUUCGAGAAUUCAGAGCUCAUUCUCCAGUCACAGACUUCACACUUCAGUGUCCCCAUUGAAUUAAUCCCAUCCAUUGUAACUCCCACUGGAAUAUCACUUUGGCAGUGUCCCCACCUGGAGAUAACACUCCAAAUUGCUUUCUAUUCUCGCCCUGAAAAUGCCCUUUACAGAAUUCUUACAUGGUCUCAAGAAUGACUGGGAAUUUUGGCCAUUUGGGAACACCCCUGAACAUAUGUGAAAGCUUUAGCAGCCUGCCCUGCUGUGUGGAAUUUUCAUUAUGCAAAUAAGUAGAUGCUGUGAGGGACUUAUCCUACCCUUUAUGAGGUAAAAUUGCAGGCAUUCUGAACUAGUCUGUGGGAAAAGGGACAGUUUCUCCCCAUAACAUCCUCAAUCAGCCUGGGAGGAAAUAGAUGAGAGAACAGAAUAAAAAAACUUAAGUGCAAUCAGUGGACAUGGACAUACUGUAAGCCAGUAAUCUGAAUAUGAAAGAAUGGACUGAACUGAAAAGAUGGAGGGAGACUUAUUCUACACAUCUAUACAAGUGAGAUGACUCAAUGACACAAAGCAGAUCUGUUUUAAAGCCUUCUUAUGAUGUCAUAUUAAACAAGAAUUGAUAUAUUUGUUGCAGUGAUGUCUUCUCCUUGAACAGCUGACAUCAUUAGUUGGAUGGUUUUAUUUUUAAUGCAUAAGGAAUUGGAGCAGAAGCUGUAUUUUCUUUUUCUUGUUUACUUCUCUGUUCACAUUGACAAUCUUAUCUUCAUGUAUAUUAUCGUAUGUGCCAGCUGCUUCUGUAUGAUUGGAGCCUUUAGUUUCAAGGCAAUGUGAAAGGACAAAAUGUGUAUUCCGAAGUGUACAUCCUUUUCAGAGAUUCACUAUAAGGCCGCAUUUGUGUGAUGUGUAUUGCAAAUGAGGCAGGAUUACUUGUCUUUCCUUGCCUGUCAAACUCCGGACACCUCUAUGGGGACAAAAAGCACUCCAAAUGAAUUCUGAAGACUUAAGUCUUUUUGAAGCCACAAAGUACAGUUUCUGUAUAAACCACAGACAGAAAAAAUACAGAGUUCUUUCUUCAUUCUUUUGUUCAUCUUUGUUUGUUCUUUUAUGGAUUGUGCCUUUUUCACUUAACACAGACACACCAAUGUAACACAGUCGCCUUUUGUGAAUCUAUUGGUAAACAUGGCACAUUUCUUGUACAACUGUGGGAAAAAAAUCUGCAAAAAUGACACAAGUGAGGUUUAGUACAGAUUUUGGGAAGGCAGUCUUCAUUUUUCCUCUGUGUGAUCUUUCUGCCUUGCUGUUGAACUGUGCUCUUAGUUUAGUGCAAAACUGUUGUUUAAAUAAAACAGCUUAGUAUAAUGCUACGUUGCUUAAACUUACAUUUUGUUAAAGAGAACUUCUUAUUCUGUUUCUCAGUGGUUACAGAAAUUAGAUGCGUAACACCCUGUAAGAACAUGUAAAUAAGCUUUACAUAUGCUCAUUGCUAUGUUCAUGAUUAUAUCUGUGAGCAUAUCAUAUCUGAAGCCAGUCAUUCACUGUGUGUAUCUGUGUCAAAUUAAUCCAUUGGGAAUUUGUAAAUGAUUGUAUUGGGUGAUUUAUAGGUCUAUCAUCAUGGAAAAGAACUAAUGUGAAGGUUUAAGAUUUGACUAGAUCAUGCUAACAUAUGUCACCAUAUACGUACAUAAGAGUGAUAACCUAAUGUCUUCUACACACAGCUGCCACAAAUCUAUGUAAAUUAUGAGAUUUUCUAAGUCAGAUGUAUAAAGACCCUUAGCAGCACAUAUCUGAAUGCUUUGUGAAUCUUAAAUUGGUAGCUGGCAACUUUUAUUUGGUGAUAUUUUUAGAUGGAUACAUUUUGUGGAUUAUCAGUCAACUUUCAUUCCACAUUAUAACUGUAGACCGAUUCCAGAACAGCUGCAAGAGUAUAUGACCAGCUCUUACAUUCAUGUGAACUUUAGCCUGUUGUAAUUCAAAUGUAUGCUUGUAGCAUGCAGAGAAUGGUUUGAUGGUGGUGGUGUUUUUUUUUUGUUUUUUUUUUUAAAUCAUUUGACUUCACUUUUAUGUAAUGGUGGUCAGACUAGUGGAUCUGGGCUUGCGUGUGCGCGUGUGUGUGUGUGUGUGUGUGUGUGUGUGUGUGUGUGUGUGUGUGGAGCUGGAAUGGUCAAGAAUAAUCUGGCUUUUGCACCUCUCUUGCUCACUGAACUGUUUGCUCAUUUUCAUAUUUCUCAGUGGCCUUUUGUUGCAUGAAAACACUUCCUGUUAUUGUGGCAAUGGUGACUUUUGUGUUGUGGUUGGUUGUAUGCUAUUUUCUAAGCCAAAGUCUUUUUCUUUUUUCUUGUUUGCCAACAUAAAUAUUGAAUUUUUUGUUUGUUUUUUUACAUGUUUUUGAUUGUUUUAAUAAUCCUUUUUAUGUUGUUGUUCUAUGGGCGCAAAUAUAAAUGUUUACACCUGUAUCUCAAACAAUAGAUUACAUAUAUAAAUACAUAUAUCA
This is a messenger RNA of Xyrauchen texanus (razorback sucker), 11536 nucleotides long. RefSeq names its product SHC (Src homology 2 domain containing) transforming protein 1 (gene shc1). Gene Ontology annotation, molecular function: receptor tyrosine kinase binding. The record is from RefSeq and is a predicted model, not a curated record. NCBI's taxonomy places the organism in Eukaryota, Metazoa, Chordata, Actinopteri, Cypriniformes, Catostomidae. Gene Ontology annotation, biological process: cell surface receptor protein tyrosine kinase signaling pathway; intracellular signal transduction. Bases 6706 to 8424 code for a protein of 572 amino acids. Gene Ontology annotation, cellular component: plasma membrane. The transcript is spliced from 11 exons.